This is a messenger RNA of Drosophila teissieri, 9756 nucleotides long. RefSeq lists its product as uncharacterized. Lineage: Eukaryota; Metazoa; Arthropoda; Insecta; Diptera; Drosophilidae. Gene Ontology annotation, molecular function: GTPase activity; calcium channel regulator activity; GTP binding. Gene Ontology annotation, cellular component: plasma membrane. The coding region runs from base 1596 to 5894 and encodes 1432 amino acids. The transcript has 15 exons. The record is from RefSeq and is a predicted model, not a curated record.
ACUGAACUGGGCAUCCUCCAAUGCGGGCACGUGGAAGUUGGAGUGCUGGCGUUACGCGGGGCAGGGAUUGUGCUAAUUGACAUGCUGCAAACAAGCUGCAACUAAGUCCGAACUGCACCGAGAAAAACUAUCUGCCGUGUGAAAGCGCGGAUGGUGGCAGAACAUACUUUCCAUUCACAAAAGCAUUCAUUCACCUCGCUAAAGUAAAAAGAGUUGUGCCCCUCGGGAUGUGAGGAUGUGGAUAAGCACGCGGCUGAGGAUGAGGGGCAGUUGGGAUUGAAACUGCGACAGCUCCACGCGCCUGCAAAGUAAAAGCUCACUCGGCGAUCAGCUUUGGGCUUUGAUUGAUGGCUGCAAAGCUCCGGUUGGCGUCAACAAGUGGCUUUUCCACCCCCACAUCCGGAUCCAUGGAAGCCACCGCUUUUCUUGGCCGCGAACCAGUUAACAUAUCAGUUAAAACAUAUGUACUUACGAAAUUUAAAAGUGAAAACCAUCCGAAUUGAAAGGAAAUCUUGGAAAUCGUUGUCGAAUUUAUAUUCAGUGCUAAACAUCUGAGAAGGAAACCAAGGGAUUGAGGACUCUGAAAUCAAACAAACAUCUGAAUUUGAGUUUACCAUCAUUUACCAUCAACUGAACUUCACAUCAGUAGCAAACAUUAUAUAAUCCAUAUAAGUAAUUAAUGUUUUGGUGUGAAUCACAUAUUUAAUCUCAAAUCAAUAUAUCUUAAACUAAGUCUGCAAAAUCUUUACGAUCAAGAGUGUCAAAAGAUCGAACGAUGCAAAACUUAUUCACCAUUUAAAUAUAUCAAUGUUUAAUUAAACAUAAACCCAUGUAUGCAAUCAACUUGAUUGAGACUAGAAAACCAAUAAUGAACUAAGUCAAAAUAUCAACACUUUAGACAAGUAUAAGUACACACAAGUAUAUAGUUCUGUACGAUCUGUUGCUUAGUACAUCAAUAUAAUCGAAUAGUCUUAACGAACCCAUUUGAGAAAAGCUAUUGAAAGUACGCUGAAUAUUAUUAAUUACAACACUAUUGAUAUCAAUGAACACACCAAGAAGAGCUUAAAAAUGCAUCCCAUACUUGAUCGUUACUAUAGUGAUCGAUAUCAGAUCAAGCUUAUCACCCGAUAUUUGAUUGAACUCCUUCGAUUGAAAAAGAAGGCAAAGCGCGCUUCCGAAUUAUCGCAGUAAUCAACUGAAUUUAAAAAAAGGACAACGCUACAAGCCACUGUUUAAACAUCGGUUUCAAGACACCCUCCAAAAAUCCCAAAUCCAUACCGCAUCGAACCAAUACUUGCAUCGAACUAUGAUAUAAACUGUAUUUCCGAAAUUGAGAACAUUCGAAUUGCGAUCGCAUCUCGCAAUCAAACCGAUGUAGCUUCAUAGAUGACUUGUAAGCAGAGCGCGCACCUGAAGCCAAAAAUAUUCAUCAGGAGUGUGCAGAACCACCCAGGACAUGUGAUCUAAGGACGUGGAAAGUCGCAGUUGUUCAUAAAAGAAAAAAUUAAAGAAAGAAGGAGAGAGAGAGAGAGAGAUAGAGAGAGUGAGAAGGAGAAAAUAUAUAGCAGAAUAUUGAGAAGAGUUGUAGACGCGACAUGGAUACCAAGUUGGAGGCGCGUGGCCAGUUUCCGGCCUCGUUUCCGGACACUUUCAAGAACUUCUUUGCCAUGAUGAACGAAGACGAGGAUCAUGUGGGGCUGUUUGCCAAUCUGCUGGAGGACAAGGUGAUUCCGCGGCAGAACAGCCCCGUGCAGCCCCAGCGGCAGCGGUACGGCGGCAGCAUGCGGAGUCACAGCGGCGGCGACCGCUCCGAUCGCAGGGGUCGCGCCGAGCGGCAGUACCAGCAGCAGAUCCAGAGUCAGCAGCAGCAGCAACAGCAACAGCAGCAGCAAAACGCCCAACAGGUGAGUGCUUUUGUUAUGGUUUCUGUUUCAAUACACAUGUGCAUACACCUGCAGCAGCGCGCCUUUCAGCCGCGCAGUCGCAGCGGCAGCGGCAGCAGCGUUGACCUUUACGCGACCCGAAAUGUAAGCUUCACGACCCCCACCAACCGGGUCAACUCGCUGCGGAGGAAUCGCUCGCGAGGAUCGCUGACCACCCUGAGCAGCAAUGGCUUGAAUGCCCUGGGCCUGGGACCCGUGACCCUGGCACCGAAUGUCAGCUCGAGCAGCAGCGGUAGCGUCCUGGACUUGACCUUGCCGGGUGGCAACGGGCCUGGUGAUGGAGGAAGCGGCCCGAAUGUGUAUCCCUCGCCCGCGAAGUCGAACCUGAAACCUGCUCUGAAGGCAAGCAACUCGUCUGUGGACCGUGGAUCCGCUCUCUUCCUAGGAGUCGGCGGUAAAUUGCUUUGCGAUCGCAUUGAGUACUGUUGUCUGCACCAUGAUCAUUCCGCAGAUGACAUCCAGCAACGCCAGCAGCCGCUCAAGAAUCAGCAAGUAGGUCCUGGACAGAAGCACGUGACCAUGGCCUGUUGCGAGUGCGUUUGUGGCAGUGGCAAGGUUCCCCGCUCCGUUCCCGAUGGCGAGGACAACUGUGGGGCGAACUACCUGAUGGGCUACUCUGGCGGAUACAUGCUGCCACAAACGCCGAAGGGAAAGUCCAUCGACAAGACGAGCACCUUCACUUCCGCCGAGCUGGCUGCCUCGAAGAACAAGGAUCUGCAGGAGCGACAGGAGCGGCAGGAGAAACGUGGGUCGGUCAUCCUCGAAAGGGCUUUCGACUUCGAUGCCAGCUGCGACGAGAGCGACAGCAUUGGCAGCAGCACCCACAAUCCCGUGCCCUCGCCGGCUCCCCACCAGCUGGCCUACAAUGUGCUCAAGCCGAUCCUUAAGCAGCCGCAGCAACAGCAGCAGAAGGCAAUGAUGCAGCCGCCACAUCCACAGAUAAAUACCCAGCAACAUCAAGGAGUUGCGCAGCAGCAAUAUCAACCGGUGCCGCAUCAGCAGCUGGGGGGCAACCAGCAGCACCAAGUGGUGACCCAUCACCCCCCACAGCCCCAUCAACAGGUGGCCCACCAGCCACAUCCAGGGGGCGCCCACCAGCAGCACCAAGUGGUCGCCCAUCCGGCACACGCCCACACCCACGCACAGGUGAACCACCAGCAGCCCGUGUUGCAGGUGCAGCUUCCGACCCCCGGGGUGCACGUGGUGCACCGCCUGCUGCCCACGCCGCCCACCCACAGCGGAAAGGGGGCGUACCACACGCGCGAGGCGGCCUUGCAAAGGGUGCAGCAGCAGAGCGGCUUCUACAACCAGGGGCCCAGCACCUCGGCAUCCGCCUACGGCUACAACCAGGCCAUGGAGCACCAGCAGAUGCAGCAGCAACUGCACUACGAUCCGCACCAGGAUCUGCAGUUCGAGCAGCAUCAGCAGCAGCAGCUGCAGCAUCAGCAGAUGCAGUUGCAGCCGCAGCAUCAGCAACAGCUGCAGCAGCAGCAUCCGCAACAGCUGCAGCAUCCGCAACAGCUGCAGCAUCAGCAACAGCUGCAGCAUCAGCACCAGCAUCUGCAGCAGCAGCAUAUGCAGCAGCAGCAUCAACAUCAGCAGCAGUACGCAGAUGACACCGAGCUGGAUUACGACACGGAGUGGGAGUUGGAUGAGGAACCUGCUCCUCAGGCUGUCCCGCCACUGACUACCUUCAACGACUUUGUCAACGCGGCGCAGAAUCCAACUGGCAGUCGACAGAGUCUACGCGCCCAAAAAUCGCCGAUUUUAAACAGGCGUCGCGCCUCAUCCAUAGCUGGAAAUCUUCUGCACUCGGAUUACACGUACACCCGGAACAGCAUCGGUGGAGCUCCGAUCGACUCCACCGACUUUCAGCGCAUUUCGCACAGCAGCAGUGCCAGGGAUCGCAUGUCUCUGGCCGGAGUUCUGACCUUUCAGCAGGCCAUGUCCGGAGCAGUGUCGCCACAGUAUGGAACAGUGGGAUCGCUGAAUCCCCAGGCAACCGGUGCCGGUGAAAACAUGCCGGGAAUCGCGGGAUCCGAUGCCGUGGGUGGCAGUUUGCCUGGCGGAUCUUCACACAAUCUAAACUUGACGGUGGGCUUGGGGUUUCUCGGUGGUUCCAGCACCACUUUGGCUGCUGUCGCCGAGGUGACUAGUGGGCCAGAUGGCAAUGGCGACUCCACCGACUCCCCGUCCCCGGUCUCCAUGAUUCCCAGCAAGCAGCAAAAGCAGCAGCAGCUGUUGCAGCUGCAGCUGCAGCAGGAGCAACAGCACCUGCCCACCCACUUGCCAAUGAAGCGGGAACGAGGCGUAGGCGAGUCCUCCGGAGCCAGCACAUCCGGCACCGCCAUCGCCGAACUGGCCUCCUCCGUCGUCCUGGCCUGCCAGUCCGGAAAACCCAUGACUGAGCGGCAACGCCUAAGGACAUCCAGCAUGCCGGCGGAAAGUAGAAGGCCGCGUCUGGCGGAGAUGCGACGCUCGGCCAUUCAUGCCGGUGAUCCGGACAUGACCUACUAUCGCCUGCGGAGCUUCAGCAUCACUUCCCACGGCAUCUGCAACUUGGGCGAUUCCCUGAGAAGCCGCAGGUCACGUUCCAUCAACUCCGUGACUUCCACCGGCACCUCGAACAGCGGCGUGGAUCGACACAAUAGCAACGCGUCGGGGGCAUCAGGCGAAGUCGUCGACGGGGAUCCCAAUGUUCCUGCCUACAAAAUUGCCAUGCUCGGCGCCUCCGGAGUGGGCAAAACCACCCUGACUUACCAGUUCACCACUUCCGAUUACAUAUGCGCCUACGACCUCAGUCUCGAUGAUGAUUACGGACAGAAGACUGUGUCGGUGCUGGUCGACAACAUUGAAACGGAUUUGGAAAUAAUUGAUCAUCCCGCAUGCGAGAUGUCGACGGAGGCCUUCUGCGCCACCUACAACAUCGACCUCUUCGUGGUGGUCUACUCUGUGAUAGAUCGAAACACUUUUGCCGCAGCCGAGCGUGUCCUGCAGUAUCUCAAGGAGAACGAGAUGCUCUUGUCCCGCGGAGCCAUCCUUGUGGCCAACAAAACGGAUUUGCAACGACAUCGAGUCGUCACUCGUCAGAUGGGCCGCAAGGUGGCCAAGGAAAUUGCAUGCAAAUUCAUUGAGACAUCUUCCGGACUGGAUCACAAUGUAGACGAGCUGCUGGUCGGCAUUGUGGCGCAAGUGAAACUCAAUCCGCAGCGUUUGCGAUUGCUCACCGAACUUGAGCUGCAGCGCCUGAAUUUGCAAAGCACUAUCCAGAAGCACCGUGGCAUGCACCUUCAAACCCGUCGGAUGGUCCGACAAAUGAGCGUUUGUCAGGAUGACGAGGAGAUUUUCGAUGGCGGAUUGCCGGAGAGGCUGCAGAACGGCGAGGCCAACAACGAUCCGAGUGCCAACGACGGAGUGCCCAGCACUUCGAAGGCCGGUCGCUCGCGUAUCGAGAAUCCCAACCGGAAGCCCUUGAACCUGGAGAGCAUAUUGAAGAUGGGCGAGAGCGAGGUGGACGAGGACGAGGAUGUGGUCAAGUCGUCGCAGCUGAGCAAGUUCAAUAUGCUGGCGGCCAGCAUACGUCAUCGUCGUCCAUUCCGCAAGCGUCGCUCGUUCGACGGCGGCGUUUCCACAUCUGCAGCUGCGGAUGCAGCCGCCGAACUGCAGCGGCGCUAUCAACUCCGAGCCAUGGAUGACCUGCAGCUGGAGGGACGACUGGCAGGAGCGACGGAGGAGCGGUUUGGGGAGAGAAGUGGACUGGCCGACAGCGAUGACGAGGAGGAUGGCGAGGAGGCAGUGGACGGAGGACACCGGAAUGCCUGCAACCGCAAGGUGGUGAAGAAACUGACCGCCCGCACCAAGGUAUUCAUCUCGUCGGUGCUGCGCUUCAAGAAGGCCAUCAGCCUCAAGCGGCGCAACUCCUCCAGCUGCAGCGAUCUCUUCGUGAUCUAAACAGUUGGCGGCGGCGGCAUAAGAAGUAGGAAGUAGGAAGCAUAGACUGAAUGUACAUAAACGGAGUAUAGGAGGAGGCGAAGUAGGAGCAUCGAACAGGAAACGAACCGGAACAAUCCAUACCAGGAGAUAGAUCCAGAGACCAAGAACGCAGGCACAACGAAACAGCAGCGCAAACCGAGGUGGAGUCGAACACGGAAGUGCACGAGUGCACGAGUGCAGGACGUCAACUUAUGAGGAAGUUUCCAGUUGCAUAUUAAACAAAAAUUACAGGGACAUUUUCCGUUUUAUUGGCCAAUGGGCGAUUGCAGCGAUUAGAGCCAUACACUUUGCACUUUUAGAUGGCAGCUGCAAUUCGUCUGGCGAAGGCAAACAAUUUCUAGAAAUUUAUAAUCACUUGAAAUUGCAUUUAAAAGUGUGGUCUAGUUAUCGGUGCCCGUGCGACUUGUGGACUGAACAUAUUUUGUGGACUACCUUUGCAAACAUCUGUAAGUGAUAUUAAGCAUCUAGAAAUUUUUGACAGUCUAAUUGCAUGAACAAGCAAAAGAUACACCCCUUUACUCCGAACCCAACCGGUAGGUGGCGCUGCAAAUGCGGACAAUAAUUUUCUUACAAAAAAUAUUGAUCAGCAAAUUUUACAAAAUCACAAAAAAAAGGGCUAAGCGCGUUUUAUGCAAAAGCAAAUCAAGUCCUAUCCGCUUAAAAAAAAAAUUUUAAAUGCAGCAAAAAAAUGAAAGUAUAUAAACAAAUAUCUGCAUUGUUUGAGUGGCACAUACUCGAAGGAAACAGGAAAAACCGCAAAUGCAAUAUAAGUACAUACAUAUGUAGAGAUACAGGGCAAAGAAUUGCACUCUAUUUUGUUAUGUCGUUUUUGUGGUUCCUUAUAUGUAAUGAUUAAUCGCGUGGUUUCUGACGAGUUUCAAGAAAACAAAGAAUUGACUUCAUAACCUAAUCCUUAUGUGAACUUAAAGUGAUGGCAAGAAGUUGAAUAGUAGUGCAAAUAUGCAAAAGUUUUUUUUAGCCAAUGUCAUACAUGUGAAGACAAGAAAUCUGGCAAACAAAAUAAAGCCAAAAAGAGCAGUACGUAAUAGUCCAAACACAUUUGCAAUCUUUACAUCAUUUUUUAUAGUGGCACGCAUAUUAAUGGAAUUCAAUUUCAUGAUGCCAACGGUCCAACUUAAUUGCUCAACUAUUAACACACUCUUUAAACAUUAUUGUAUACAUUUAAAUAGCUUAUUUUACAUUUUUACAUUUACCCUCCUUUGUGAUAGUCCUAUAGUUGCUUCUUACCAAACCUUCCACCAACAAUAUAGGUAUUAAUAUAUUUUUCCUAUAUUACUGCAAUUUACAACAAAGCAAUGUGAGAGCUUUUUGUAAGAUGUGCACCUUUGGAGCUGCUGCUCGUUUGGCUAUUGCUGAACUAUACAUGCAUACGUAUAUAUUGAUACAUACAAAGUAAUUGUCUAGCGCCGAGUAUUUUUUGCGCGUCUAUGAUCAAGAAUAAGCAAAUAAGUAUUUAACACUUCUAAAUGUCGUGUGGUAAGAAUACCGAAAAUACACUGCAACCACCAGCACUACAUAAGUAACACACGCAUAAUACAACAGUUACCAUCUGAACGAACAAAAAUGUUCUAUAUAAAGAAAGUUACAGCAAAUGGCUUACUACACACAGAAUAUUCAAUAUUAAUAGCUUACGAAUGCUACCAACCAGGAAAAAAGCUAAAAAAAACUAUUAAUGUGAAAUCUUCGAUGACAUCGUAGGAGGAGGCAACGUAAAUCCAAUACCCUAUAAGUUUUCCCGAUUGCUUUUGUAAUUUCGUCGCUCGCUGGAACUCGAGGCACUCAGGCAAAUACCAUAAUGACAUAAUGAGCUUACCGAAAGCCUGCAGGACUGUAUUGAAAUGGAACUGGCAAGAAAUAAUGGAUUUGGAAACUUCUUAGCGGCUGCUAUCACAAACUAAGAAAAUGUACAAAAGGAAUAGCGACCAAGCGACAAAGCAACGCGAUUUUCACAAUAUUUUUUUAUCACUUGUUUUUGAAUAUUCAAGUCAGACUUUUAAAUUGCAAAGUGCUCUUUUUUGUUAAUGUUAGUUCUCUAUUACUUUGUGUUCUAGAUGAAUACAACUUUUCGAGCUACGCUAAGUAUAUUCACUGCAUUUUAACAGAUGGUUAAAUUAUUUAUUGGCCUUGUUAUUUUUGUUGGCAACCGCCUUUAACUGACGUUGUAAUACCUGGCAAAGUUUUUGGUAGGAAGGCGGUAAAAAACCAAAUACAAAAGAAAACAAAACAAAGAAUAAGUCAUACAUUCCACCACAAUUUUUUGGGCUGCACAAGCGGCAGCAACAACAAAUAUCGUAGGUACACAAAGUCAAGAACAAGAAAACUUAAACAAAUUGAAAAAAGAACACACUCAGCUCAGCCACACAAACUCCCCAUGCUCACUCUCCUGUCAAACAUUUGAACAAUAUGGAAAAUGCCGGCAAGGAAUGUAAGAAUUGAGAAUUGUAUUGCUCAACACGAGAAGACAUUGGAUGUAUUCGGGGGAAUGAGACGAUGAGUUGUGUGCCAGCUAUCUAAGUACUUGGCCAGACUUGAUCGAAGCUUUCAGUAAACGGGAGCGCUAGAAAUCGCAAAAAAUACAGAAAGUACAGAAAAUACAGAAAACACAGAACGGAACGGAACAACGAAUCGUGAAUGACCUAAGUUGGAGAUUAAGUGCAAGUAAAGCGAAAGCGUAUGACACCACAUCAAAUACCCUGAACCUCUUUCGACCAUAACUCCAAACCAAACGAGUGCGCUGAACUCAGCUGAAAGUCCAGUGGCCAAGAGGCUUAGGGAAUAUAUAUUUAACUGGAUGAGAUUUAAUGGGGCAACGAAAUCGAUUGUCGAGAGGCAACAGAAACUGGACAUAAGCUGGGUCAAGGGAAGGAAUCCAAGGACCUGCGGACACUCUAACGGACAGAAUCACUUCGGAACUUCACCCACUACCUACUACUUCAAAAUCGAGACUGAUUUUACUGCUCCCCAACAGCACACAAAGAAAGUAUACUUACAUACAAAGUAAACAUCCCAAAUCGGAAGAGUAUCACAACCUGACCACAUGAAUUUCAACUUUCCUAACCCAUUUCGCGUACACUAUCAACACGAUAAUUUAAGAUUACAUUUACAAGUUACAGGACCUAUCGGUUGAAUAAGGUCGAAUAUACACAAAAGAAAACUACUUGAAUACAAAUAUAUAUCUUAUAUAAUUAUAUACCCCUCUUAUAUAUAUACAUAUAUGUAUACAAAAUAUAUACCAUGAAAUAUUUACACACAAGUUUUACUCCGUGCCAUUUGAGUGCGAUAAGUUAAGUUGAACCAAACUUUAUACGAAUUUCGGACAAGUUCAGCGGCAUUUUUAUGGGAAUCCAUUUGACUAAUGGUUAACUUGUUCUUAUAUAUCAUUUAAGUGUGAUACGCGAACGGAGGUUUAGUUAUAGAAAGCCAACUGGAGCUCCCUACAAUCUUGUCAUUUAUUUUGUGCCCCUCCCCCUUUCACUCCGUUCGAAUCAAAUCAAAAUCAAUGUUCCCAAAUAGUAUAAUUUGUUCCUUACAAAAUUGUUUACAAAUCAAAAGACGCCGUAGUUGUUUCUAUUAUACACGAAUAUACACUAUGAAUACUUGAAAUUUUUUGAUGUGCGUUAAACAUUUAUGAUAUGUGUGUGUUUGCAGAAACCUCUAUUUGUAAUUGAUAUCCAUAUAUAUGUAUAUAUAUAGAUAUAUAUAGAACGACAAUUUGCUCCUUUCCUGUUUUAAUUCCGAGUGAUUUUGAAGUUUCCGAGCAAAGCAAUUGGUUUAGGUGAGCAAAGGCAAAAUGGUUCCA